GCUCUGUUGGCAAGGCAGGCCUCCCUCCUUUCUGUGUGCCUCAGGGCAGCAAGGAGGAAGAUUCUGUGUUUAUCUCAGUAGAGGGGGAGUGGAGGGCCCCUUAGCAGGUGCCUUUAAGGGCAUCUAAAAUCACAAUGCGCAUUUCCACAGCGGGCAAUAAUUGAUGGCAGGGGUGUUUACAUAGAUGUAGAGAGAACACACCAGCCGUUUUUCUCCUUCAUUUUGUGGAGAUGUCUGUCUGGGCUGCAGACUGCAGCGUGAUGUGGAACCCUGGUGCUGAGACCUAUUUCCUGAGAGCGAUAGCUGAGCAGGGAAUCCCAGUAGGCCGCUGAAGUAAAGUGGGCUACAGGGUCAUCGUCUCUCUGUCGGGCGGGCCGAUGGAGGGAAGCGCUUUACGAGGCAGGCACUGAGCGAUGUCGCCAAUCACCGUCUCCUCUUUCCCCUCUAGAUCUCCAUAUGUCGGGAGAUGCCCAGCCUGGAAGUGAUCACUCUCAGCGUUAACGGCGUCUCAACCCUGGAGCCCGUGCGCCAGUGCCAGCACCUGAGUGAGCUUUACCUGCGCAAGAACCGCAUCCCCAGCCUGGCCGAGCUCUUCUACCUGAAGGACCUGCCGCGCCUGCGGGUGCUGUGGCUGGCCGAGAACCCCUGCUGCGGGUCCGACCCCCACCUCUACCGCAUGACCGUCCUGCGCAACCUGCCCGGCCUCCAGAAAUUGGACAACCAGACUGUGACCGAGGAGGAGCUGUCCCGAGCACUGAGGGAGGGGGACGAGAUCACCACUGCCCCGGCCAGAGAAGACACGGAGAGUGGGCGGCCCGAGGCGCCCUUCACCCUGAGCUCUAUGGACCCUGCAGCCGAAACCGAGCAGGAUGCGCUGGGCUCCAGCGCCGAUGAGGCCAGCAGCGUCCAAGAGCAGCUGGGCAUGAGGCUGCCAGCCCGGAACCAGCCCUCCUCCUUCCCGCCCCGGGAGGCUGCCCCCAGUCAUGAGGGGAACAAUGUGCUGACCGCCAUCCUGCUGCUGCUGAGAGAGCUGGAUGCCGAGGGCCUGGAGGUCGUCCACCAGACGGUGGGCAGCCGCCUCCAGGCCCUGCACAGGCGGGAGCUGCAGGAGGACACAGAGUGA
This is a messenger RNA of Trichechus manatus latirostris (Florida manatee), 1123 nucleotides long. RefSeq names its product cilia and flagella associated protein 410 (gene CFAP410). Gene Ontology annotation, molecular function: protein binding. Bases 467 to 1123 code for a protein of 218 amino acids. Gene Ontology annotation, biological process: cytoskeleton organization. Lineage: Eukaryota; Metazoa; Chordata; Mammalia; Sirenia; Trichechidae. The transcript is spliced from 6 exons. The record is from RefSeq and is a predicted model, not a curated record.